Centrocercus urophasianus (Greater sage-grouse) is the source of this 3054-nucleotide messenger RNA. RefSeq names its product GTP binding elongation factor GUF1 (gene GUF1). The record is from RefSeq and is a predicted model, not a curated record. The transcript has 19 exons. The coding region runs from base 146 to 2209 and encodes 687 amino acids. Gene Ontology annotation, molecular function: GTPase activity; GTP binding; mitochondrial ribosome binding. Gene Ontology annotation, cellular component: mitochondrion. NCBI's taxonomy places the organism in Eukaryota, Metazoa, Chordata, Aves, Galliformes, Phasianidae. Gene Ontology annotation, biological process: positive regulation of translation.
GGCGCUUCCGGCGCAUGGAAUGACCGGAGCACCGUCCCGGGGCACCGCGUGAAAUAGAACGCGGAGAGAACGGUGAGGGGAGCGGCAGCGGGCUGCGAUGGGACUGAGGCUCGCGCUUUGAGGGGGUGAAUCCAGUCCCGGCGCUAUGGCUCUCACCGGCAGGACGGUCUCGUGGUGGGUCCGGCUGCUCUGGCCCUGCCCUGUGGCCGUCCCUCGGGGACCUCCGGUCUGGCUGCCCACGGGGCUUGAGGCCUGCCAGCGGUUCUACAGCUCCCGCGACAAGGAGAAAAUAGAUAUGUCAGCAUAUCCUGCUGAAAGCAUAAGAAACUUCAGUAUUAUAGCUCAUGUAGAUCAUGGCAAAAGCACACUAGCAGACAGAUUGCUGGAAAUUACAGGAACAAUUGCUAAAACUGACCGUAACAAACAAGUACUGGAUAAACUGCAAGUGGAACGUGAAAGGGGAAUUACAGUUAAAGCGCAGUCUGCAUCUCUCUUUUACAAUUACAAAGGAGUAAACUACCUCUUAAAUCUUAUUGACACACCAGGCCACGUAGAUUUCAACUAUGAAGUUGCACGGUCACUAUCUGCCUGCCAAGGUGUCCUACUUGUAGUAGAUGCCAAUGAGCCACAGAUGAAUACUUGCCUUUUAAUAGGUGCUGUGGUGCCAUACCAUAGAAACAGAAGCACUGAAGUAAUGGAGAAUCAGGGUAUUCAGGCUCAGACAGUGGCAAACUUCUAUCUUGCUUUUGAAGCACAACUUGCAAUAAUUCCUGUCGUAAACAAGAUUGACUUAAAGAAUGCAGACCCUGAGAGAGUUGAAAAACAAAUUGAGAAGCUGUUUGAUAUCCCUGUUAAUGAAUGUAUAAGGAUUUCUGCUAAACAAGGGACAAAUAUUGAAAAAGUUCUUGAGAAGGUCAUUGAAAAGAUUCCACCACCUCAAUUUAAUACUACUGAUCCCUUGAAAGCCUUAGUAUUCGACUCCACCUUUGACCACUACCGAGGUGUCAUAGCUAACAUUGCAAUUUUUGGUGGGGAGAUUCAGAAAGGGCAUAAAAUUGUGUCUGCGCAUACAAAUAAAAGAUAUGAAGUUAAUGAAGUAGGAAUUCUGACUCCAAAUGAACAGCCAACACACAAACUAUAUGCUGGACAAGUGGGCUACCUGAUUGCUGGAAUGAAAGAAGUAACAGAAGCCCAAAUAGGAGACACGCUGUUUAUGUAUAAACAGCCAGUGGAGCCUUUGCCUGGCUUUAAGUCAGUGAAGCCAAUGGUUUUUGCAGGAAUGUAUCCUGUAGAUCAAACAGAAUAUAAUAAUCUUAAAAGUGCUUUGGAAAGGCUGACAUUGAAUGAUUCCAGUGUCACUGUUCAUCGUGACAGUAGCCUUGCUUUAGGAGCUGGAUGGAGGUUGGGUUUUCUUGGUCUUUUGCAUAUGGAAGUUUUUAAUCAACGUUUGGAGCAAGAAUAUAACACAUCUGUUAUUUUGACUGCACCUACUGUUCCAUAUAAAGCUGUUCUUUCCUCAGCAAAAUUGAUAAAGGAGUAUGGUAAUUCAGAGAUUACUAUUAUCAACCCUGCUCAAUUUCCUGAUAAACAUUCAGUGUCUGAAUAUCUGGAGCCAACUGUUCUUGGCACUAUUGUAACACCUCAGGAAUAUAUUAGGAAAAUAAUUAUUUUGUGUCAGGAUCGUAGGGCAGUCCAGAAAGAAAUGUUGUAUAUUGAUGAACAUAGGGUUAUGCUAAAAUACCUUUUUCCAUUGAAUGAAAUCGUGGUGGAUUUUUAUGAUGCCCUUAAGUCUCUGUCUUCUGGCUAUGCAAGUUUUGAUUAUGAAGAUGCAGGUUACCAGGCAGCAGAUCUUAUCAAAAUGGAUAUUCUUAUAAAUGGAAAUCCAAUUGAAGAACUGGCAACUAUCACACACAAUGAUAAAGCCUAUGCUACUGGUAAAUUCCUGUGUGAGCGUUUAAAAGAUACAAUACCAAGACAGUUAUUUGAAAUAGCCAUCCAGGCUGCUAUUGGCAAGAAAAUAAUUGCAAGGGAAACAUUGAAAGCUUACAGGAAAAAUGUUGUGGCAAAAUGUUAUGGUGGAGACAUUACAAGAAGAAUGAAGCUUUUAAAAAGGCAGGCAGAAGGGAAGAGACUGAUGAGAAAAAUUGGCAAUGUGGAAGUACCAAGAGAUGCCUUCAUACGUGUUUUAAAGAGACAGCCUGAGAAAUAAGUUAUAAUUAUGCAGCAGAUUGUCUUAACUUCUUAGAGACAGUGGACCUUACAGCCAUACCAGAAAGCCAAAGCAUCAAGAAAAGACUGAAGAACCCAGCUUGUUUUUGUUUCUGGAGGUAAUGACUGAACUGCAGACCUUUGUAAAUAAAUAAUUUAAAAAAAAAUCCAACCACGAGAAGAAAAACUUAUGAAAUCAACAUGACUAAAGCACAAAAGAAAAGUUUCUUAGAUCUUAAAGGAUAACUAUUGAUCAUGUAUAUUGGAAAGAUAGAGUCAGUAAUGUUUCUCAUGAGUUUGGCAGUAAGCAGGAAAACACCAAAUGUGGAUUUGAUACAAAAGGCAUUUUUAUUCAAAGAAAAACAGCUACACCAUGUACUGAAGUUUAAGCAUUCCAUUUCCUGUUUUUCUGUUCUGUUUUAGAAAAACAGGAAAUGAAAAGGAGAAUUACCCACUUACUUCCUGGAGGCGUGGAAAUGCUUACAGAGUAUUCUCACUGCCAUAUGGAAAAAGUUAUACUUAAAUCCUUUUAGUGGUUUUGGAAGUACAGUUAGAAACAAAGCUUAUUUAAAUGAUGACAUGCAAAGUCUCUUACUAGAUAGAAAUAACUGCAAAAAGCAAUUAUUUCACAUAAAAAUCUUCCAGCCCAGUCAACUCAAAUCAGGUUAAAUAAAUGUUUUAAACAAGAGCAUGCAGAAGUAAAAAAGAACUCCCAGAUUAACUUUCCUGGAGACUAGUAAAUUCGAAGAUAUUUUUCUGCCCUCUUCUGUGAUAAAGGAAUGAAAGGAAAAGGUGACCUUCCUCCCAUUUUGCAAAAAGAACACUUAAGAGGAUCAUUUCUCUUAA